Papaver somniferum (opium poppy) is the source of this 747-nucleotide messenger RNA. RefSeq lists its product as uncharacterized. Bases 1 to 747 code for a protein of 248 amino acids. NCBI's taxonomy places the organism in Eukaryota, Viridiplantae, Streptophyta, Magnoliopsida, Ranunculales, Papaveraceae. The record is from RefSeq and is a predicted model, not a curated record. The transcript is spliced from 2 exons.
AUGAGAAAAUCGUUUUUGAAGGAUAUAUUGGCAGAUGAUUUACGAGCAUCUAAGAAGAAGAAGACUGCAUCUGAUCUUAUAGAUUUACUCCGAAUGGAAUAUGGAGUUGACCUCACGUAUAGUCAGGCAUACCACGGUUUACAAUUCACCAAGAAAUUUCUUUGGGGUGAUGACAUCAAGUCUUAUUCAGAUUUUGUUUGGUAUAAAGAUGCCAUUGAACAUUACAAUCCUGGAAGCGUCGUGAAUUUUGAGUAUGAUGGUGUGACUCGUCGGUUCAAAAAGUUUUUCGUGGCCUUUGAAGCUUCUAUAACUGGUUUCAACAAUUACUGUCGUCCGAUGCUAUUUAUUGAUUGUACCUUUCUCACUGGGAAGUUCAAAAGUGGUCUUAUGGUUGCUUGCGGCAAAACUGGUAACCAAGGGAUCUAUCCAAUUUUAUUUAGAAUUGUUGAAAGUGAAAAUUGUGAUAGUUGGGAAUGGUUCUUAACCAAUUUGAAGGGCAUUAUUCGUGAAGAUCGUCCACUGACCAUCAUAUCAGAUCGUGGAAUUGGCCUUUUGAAGCAUGUGCAUGUAGUCUUCCCAAAGGCUUUUCAUUCCUACUGUUUGUACCAUAUAAAAGGAAAUAUUCCUGUUCCAAAGGGCAAGAGCAGACAAACUGCAGUCAAGUUAUUCGAAGAGUGCUACACUGCAUUAACAAAGGAAAAAUUUUAUGCUGCUGCGAAGAGUAUGAGUAAUCUAAAGUUGGAUUAA